Molecule: messenger RNA, 1434 nt
Organism: Sinocyclocheilus grahami
Lineage: Eukaryota; Metazoa; Chordata; Actinopteri; Cypriniformes; Cyprinidae
Product: mitogen-activated protein kinase kinase kinase kinase 4-like
Exons: 4
Source: RefSeq, a predicted model, not a curated record
UUAUCUGAACUCCUUAACUGCUCUACUAUUCUCGAUCUCUACAGAGUCUCGAUCUGGAGCAAGCAAAUCACCAAAGGGCAUUCUGGGUUGAGUGAGCGGAGCGGAAUCUUGAGAAAGGCGCUCUGCGCUCUUAAGGAAAUAUUACCGCUCCACUCACAUGCUCUGCUCGGGUGUGAAGUAUGAACGGGGCGAGGCGUGAGAGAAAACAUCUGUUUAACAGCACAUGCUCCGGUUAUUAGCGAUCAUGUGCUGCUCGUGUCUGCCCGUCACUGUAGAACUAGAUUAAUAAAUCAAAUCAAAGCUAAUAUGAUUGAUUUUAUGUGUAGUUUAAAGCAGUAUUCUGCUUUUGAGAUGAUGGAUGUCAUGAAUAUCUGCAGCUGUCAACAACAACAAUCAAUACUGCUGAGAAGCACAUUACAUGAAAAUAUUGAAGAAACACACAUUUACUGGCCAUUUUCUAACAUUAUUUAAUAGAGAACUUAUUAUGCACUUCUGUGAACAUGACUGUAAAAUGUGACUGAUUUUCUGAACAGUAAAACAGCUUUUAUUAAAGGGAUAGUUCGGCCAACAAUGAAAGUGUGCUGUUGGUUAACUCUGAGAUGCAGCUGUUUUUCUUCGGUGGAACAGUAAAGAGGAUUUUUUAGCUGAAACCGUGCUCCAUUGUCAGAAAUGCAAAAAGAACAUAUCUUGACUUAUCGAACAUAUCCGAAAGACUGGUGCUCUUUAUUAAAAACACUGAGCAAAAACAUCCUGUAGCUGCUGCUAAAAUAGCUGCAUUCUAAUUCCGACUGUGUCUCUUUGGCUUGUUUGUGCUUUAAUACAUUCAGUGCAUCACAUUUGCCAAAUGAACAUCCCCUGGUGUCUCUCUACAGCAUAACCUUAUCUGAAACCGUUUUGUUUCCAGAUGUUUAAAGCUGCACCAUGUAGGGUUUCUCUGCUGGAGAUGAACAGAUGUGAAACAUGAAGCGAGUGGAUGAGCGUCACCGGAGGAGCGUGCAGGGCUCUCCUCAGGCCGCCGUCAUGCAGAAGCAGCCCCCCGCUGUGCCACCGCGCUCAGAGCCCUUCUCCAACGGCAGCAGCAGCGCGGCCGAACCCAGCCACCGGCCCGCCGACCCGCAGGAUUUGACGGCCCUCGCUAAAGAGCUGCGUGCCGUGGAGGACGUGCGUCCGCAGCACAAAGCCACUGACUACUCCUCCUCCAGCGACGACUCCGGGACCACUGACGAUGAAGACGACGAGGAGGUGGAUCAGGACGUGGGAGAGGAGUCAACGUCCGGCCCGGAGGACUCCCGCGGAGGCUCGUCCAGACUCAGUAAUGGUGAGAUGGUAGCAGCGAAGACGAUGGUUGUCCAAGACGACGACGCCUCCUCUAUGCCAUGCAAAGACAGCACGCUGGUCAUGCGACAGGUGACACACACACACACACACUCACAC